UCCGUGACUCCUCUCUCUUUCUCGUGUUCUUUCUCCUUCUUUGGAUUCUGCGUUCUGUAAAAGAUCACAUCAGAACGAAGUAGAAAAAAUUGUGAAAAAAAUCAGAAAAAAAAUGGGAUCAGAGACUUUCUUGGAAGUGAUUCUGGCGAUUCUCCUACCCCCCGUUGGCGUUUUCCUCCGUUACGGUUGCGGAAUCGAGUUCUGGAUAUGUUUGUUAUUGACGGUGCUCGGUUAUAUACCGGGGAUUAUAUACGCGAUUUACGUGCUCGUGGGAUGACAAACGCAAACGUAGACGCAGGGAUCAUCAGAUUAUAGUUUCGCGUCUUGGGAUCAUAAGGCCAUGCCUGCUCUAUUGUUCGUCUUAUUUGCCCCUUUGUCGUGUAUAGUUUUAUCUGUUAGUGUUUCCUCAGUUUUGUAAUAAACAAAUGGGUGACCACAGUUCUUUUUUU
Tarenaya hassleriana is the source of this 449-nucleotide messenger RNA. Its product is annotated as salt stress-induced hydrophobic peptide ESI3. The transcript is spliced from 2 exons. Lineage: Eukaryota; Viridiplantae; Streptophyta; Magnoliopsida; Brassicales; Cleomaceae. Bases 113 to 277 code for a protein of 54 amino acids. The record is from RefSeq and is a predicted model, not a curated record. Gene Ontology annotation, cellular component: membrane.